AUGUUCAUCCCCAGUGUCCACGCCGAGACAGACACAGAGGCCCUCCUCCAAUUCAUCCACGACAAUCCCCUCGGCCUCCUCAUCACCGGCAUCCCCUCCUCAAUGCACGACUUCCUGCAAUGCACCCACGUUCCCUUCGUCCUCGACCCACCAUCCCAGAACGAACCCGCCCGCCUCCGCGCGCACAUCGCCAAACAGAAUCCGCAAGUCAAGGCGCUUUUCGAAACAGCCACAAAGGACACCGACACCAACAAUAGUGCCCCAGAGAUCCUGACCCACGCCCAAGAAGUCCUCGUCGUGUUUACAGGCAACCACAACCACUACGUGACCCCGAAAUUUUACACCCAGACCAAACCGGACACCGGCAAGGUCGUGCCCACCUGGAACUACGCCGCCGUCCAGGUCUAUGGGAAACUCUCGGUGUACUACGAUUCCCGGCGCGCGGACACGGGCGCGUUCCUGGCGAAGCAGAUGCGGGAUCUGUCGGAGCGGUGCGAGCGGGGCAUCAUGGGGUUUACCGGCGAAGGGGGGCGGGCGGGGCCGUGGACGGUGGAGGAUGCUCCCGAGCGGUAUAUUGAGCUCAUGCAGCGGAAUAUUGUUGGGGUGGAGAUUGAGGUCUGUAAAGUGGAGGGGAAGGUGAAGAUGAGUCAGGAGAUGCGGAAGGGGGAUCGCGAGGGGGUGGUCCAGGGUUUCGCGGGGUUGGGGGGCGAGACGGGCAGGGCGAUUUCGGAGUUGGUGCGCGAGCGGGGGGCGAUGGUUGAUAGGGUGAAGGGGGUGUAA
Aspergillus aculeatus ATCC 16872 is the source of this 780-nucleotide messenger RNA. Its product is annotated as FMN-binding negative transcriptional regulator. The record is from RefSeq and is a predicted model, not a curated record. NCBI's taxonomy places the organism in Eukaryota, Fungi, Ascomycota, Eurotiomycetes, Eurotiales, Aspergillaceae. The coding region runs from base 1 to 780 and encodes 259 amino acids. The transcript has a single exon.